CGCACUGUGCAGUAUCUGACACACAUGACGCGAGGCCUUGAUCUCCGACGGAAUCGUGCGCCAGUAUGUGCGUGCUCCGUGCGCCCGGAGAUUCCGGAGGACCGACCUCGCCCGACUCGCCUUCGCCCUUUGAUCCACACAGGGUUACCGGGUGCGCCUCGAACCGCGUCGUCCUCGAAAAAUCAGCUGCGGUGCACUCGCAGACGCGACCACAGUCCAUUCAGCGAAACCCCGCGGCGAAGAUUUCCCUGUGCUUGGAGGAGCACUCGCGUUGAGAAGGCGGACGCGCCGCCUGGAUAAGGUCAGAUUUGCACGACGCGUCCCGCGGGAUUCCACGCUUGUCGGUGGGUGUCGGCCGGGACGCGUCCAAUACAAAUAGAGCGCGGGUGGGUAGUCCUCUUGCCGGGCUGGGGGGCCUGCCCGGUGCCCGAGGAUGACCGUCUAUGGAGCGUGCUCAUUCGUCCGACUCGUUGCUUCGAACAGGUCUC
Messenger RNA from Trametes versicolor FP-101664 SS1, 488 nucleotides. RefSeq lists its product as uncharacterized. The record is from RefSeq and is a predicted model, not a curated record. NCBI's taxonomy places the organism in Eukaryota, Fungi, Basidiomycota, Agaricomycetes, Polyporales, Polyporaceae. The coding region runs from base 66 to 275 and encodes 69 amino acids. The transcript has 2 exons.